UUCACAUAAAGAGGUGUGUUUGGGGCUGGGGAGCCUGCAGGAGAAGAGAGACAGAAGGCAGCGGUGAUCCUCCUCCUCCUCAUUCGUUGCAGGUAAGGAUUUCUCAUCCCAGCCGUGGCCAUGAGGAUCCUUUUCCUGCUGCUGGCUGUGCUCUUUGUGGUGCUCCAGGCUGCUGCAGGUCAGCGCUACUUUCCUAGGCCUAUUGAUACUUGUAGGCUUCGAAAUGGAAUCUGCACUCGAGGUAUCUGUCGGAGGCCAUAUUACUGGAUUGGAACAUGUAACAAUGGAAUGGGCUCUUGCUGUGCAAGGGGCUGGAAUAACUGAUACCUCCCUGACUUCUCCUGGGGAAUCCUUCUUGCAUCUACCAAAUGGCCUCUCCGGCACUCCAGCUCCAUCAUAC
Phasianus colchicus (ring-necked pheasant) is the source of this 400-nucleotide messenger RNA. RefSeq names its product gallinacin-7-like. The record is from RefSeq and is a predicted model, not a curated record. Gene Ontology annotation, biological process: defense response to bacterium; cell chemotaxis. Gene Ontology annotation, cellular component: extracellular region. NCBI's taxonomy places the organism in Eukaryota, Metazoa, Chordata, Aves, Galliformes, Phasianidae. Gene Ontology annotation, molecular function: chemoattractant activity; CCR6 chemokine receptor binding.